CGUCACCGGAAGGAAUCACCCGAAAGAAUGCUCAGGCGGCCAAUCAGGAUCGCGCUUGGAAAGAUGGCGGCUUUCGGGGACCGCCAGCUCUCCGCGAAGGAUGGGAGCGGCGACGUGGACUCGGACCUCCUGUUGCACCCGGAGCUGCUCUCGCAGGAGUUCUUACUACUAACGCUGGAGCAGAAGAAUAUUCCAGUAGAAGAUGAGGUGAAAAUCAGUAAAGAUUGCCUUACUGACUUGUAUAUUCAACAUGUCAUACCAUUGCCUCAGCGUGAUUUGCCCAAAACCAGAUGGGGAAAACUAAUAGAAAAGCAAAGAGGUCAGCAAGUGUUGAAACAUGGCACCCAAAGCAUUAUGGCAAUGGAAAGUCUAAGAAAAAGGCCUCUCAUUGUGUUCGAUGGUAGCUCAACAAGUACAAGUAUUAAAGUGAGGAAGACUGAGAAUGGAGCUGCUGAUGGUUUAAAAUUUCUAACAUCUGGAAGUACCAAUAUCACAUGUAAAAGACUGCCUGUUCCUUCAAAUUCCACACUGUGCAUAUCUGCUCCCACUUUCUCAUUGGAUGUUAAGAGGGAAUCUAGGAAUAAUGAGGGUAAACAGAACAAUAUUGUAGUUAAUAUGUCACCUGAUCAAAAGCCAUCAGACUUAGAGCCUCUUACAGGAAAUGCUGUUGUGAAAUUAAAGAGAGCCGCUCCAAAAGAAGAAUUGGAUUCAUCAAAGCCUCCUGAAUCAAAAAAGAAGAUCCAGCAUGUAACAUGGCCAUGAACCUACAAGAGUUAGAAAUGCAAAUGAUGCUUAGUCUUCAUUUCAGUACAGAAGAAUUGUACUAACCAGAGAUGCAGAUUGCAGUGGAUAGUUGCUUAGAACUUCACAGUAUAAAAAAGCACCAUAUGUUCACCAUCAACCUGAGAGUAUUUAUCUUGCACUUUGAAUUUACUCCCCAUUUUAGAAGUUAAUUUUGGUAGAACAAAAUUGUUUUACCAGCCUUUCUUCUGCAUUCUUCAUUGUAGUCUAUACAUCAGGUCUUUGCAUGAUUUGAUGUAGAAAGUUUCUAACUAUUCUGUUCAUUGUACAUUUUUAGUAGUAUAUUUUUUUAAACAUAUACCAUAUAUUUAAAUAGUAUGGAAGACUGUUUCCCCCUUCUGCUGAUUUUACUAAGAUAUUUGCACAGAAUAGUUCUGUUGAAAGGCCUAGAAAAACUAUUUCUCAUUUUUAGGUGCCAAUAUUAUUUUUUGAGAAACUAUUUGGGUCCUUUCCAGUUUUCUUUAAGUGACAUUCAGUACACUGGUUUUGCUUCAAAUUGAAGUUUUUGCUAAAAUGGAAGAUUAAACGGAUUUCUCUUGUCUUUAGAGAUACAUAGAAGGCCCCCACCCUCAAGAUUGUGUGUUGAAAAAAAAAACCUCUGCGAAGCAGAACUGCAUUUUUAUACAGUAUGUGAUCAGUGUUUUAUACUAGCAUUUUUAAGGAAAGCUUAUUUAACUACAAAAUGCCUGACAAAAUUGAGAAGGAAAGUAAUGCUUGCUCCAUUUAUUUAUGCAGCUAGAAAAGAGAUAAACUCAGUGGAAGUUUGCAGGGAUGAAAUUUGUGUCUGUGAAUAAAUUCUUUGAAACUUACUGUAUUUUUUUUCUUAUAUGGUAAAAAACAUCCCGGGAUUUAAAAAUA
Notechis scutatus (mainland tiger snake) is the source of this 1659-nucleotide messenger RNA. It is a transcript of the gene TSLIG2, whose product is annotated as tRNA splicing ligase complex subunit 2. The record is from RefSeq and is a predicted model, not a curated record. Lineage: Eukaryota; Metazoa; Chordata; Lepidosauria; Squamata; Elapidae. Gene Ontology annotation, cellular component: tRNA-splicing ligase complex. Gene Ontology annotation, biological process: embryonic morphogenesis.